GGAGUAUAAAAGCGCGCUUUGACCGCAGAACCAAAAGCGUUAAUGGCUAGUGAAUAAGUUGCAACUAGUUUAGGUCACAAUACUACACUUAUUAUAUCAUAAAGUAAAUAAAUUAAUUGAUAUAUAUAUUGAGAAAACAUAACGUUCCCUUCCCUCACUCAAAAAAAAAAUACGCCGCCCGUGUUCUCGCCGCCAACCUCCUGCCACCACUUCAUUCUGCUCCGGCGCCGCCUUGUAUGCAUGGAUUAUGCUUCUUUCCAUCUGGGUUUCUCGCCUCUUAACUGAAAAUGAGUACGUUGAACGAAGGAACUGAAUCUUGCAAGGAUGCAGAUGAUGUUUCCGUUGAUGUUAUGGAACUUUCUAGAAGCAGGGACGUCGUCUUGGAGGCGAAAGAAGACCCCGACGCAACCGAAAAUUCUAGUUCAUUCGCCGACACGAUUUCUGGAAAUGAAAAUACUUCUGGACUAAGCGAUGCUGAAGUCGAAUCGCAGUUCUUUGGCGGCAGUGGUGUGGCCCCUCCAUUUGAUGGAUUCGGCAGCAUUUUUCCCAUAAGGAAGAGAAAAAUGACUGCUCACUGGAGAAGCUACGUGCAGCCUAUAAUGUGGCGGUGCAAAUGGACAGAACUGAAAAUAAAGGAGCUGGAAUCUCGAGCAUUGAAAUAUGCCAGAGAGAUUUCUUUAUACGAUAGCAUGAAACACACUGUGUCCAAUCAAAUAACAGAAGAACAAAAAUCCUCCAAGAUGAUGUCAUUCACGCAUCAUCAAAGCCGCCGAAGAAGUCUUAUGAGGAGGAUUAAAAGAAAGAGAGUGGAAGAUACGACCGAUCUUGCAUCGUAUAUGUCGAAUCAUGUCCUUUUCUCCGAGCGUGAUAGUAAGAGAUCUGAUUUGGAUGGAGUUCCUACAUGGGACAACAACAACCUUGUUACUUCAGAUCAAACUACAACUGGUCAAGAUGAAUUUGGGAUUUACGACGAAAAUUUAUUUCCCGAAGAUGAUGAUGAUGAUAAUUUCCUAGAGGACACCCUUCGCAAAAUCGAUUUGGUCCACGCUCGUGUUCAUAAGCUCAAGAGUCAACUCGACGUGGUAAUGAUAAACAAUGCCGGAAAGUUUUCAUCGUCCGAGAAUUUGAGCCAGCUAUUGGGCUGCGAUUUUCAGACUAGCUCUGCGCGUAGCCCUACGUAUUCUGCAUGCAAUGGAGACACUGUCUCGGUUGGAGGCAUUUAUCAGAUUAAUAAUAUAUCGGACUACGAACUCGGAGAUUUCGUUAUGAAUGACAGCGCGGUUUCUAGCUUUGGAGAGGCUAUCCCGAUUCCCGAUAUCAUCGAGAGCACAGUUGGGCUAUUGUCCUCUAUCGACGUCACUCAGCAUCAACCCCAAAUCGGAGAUUCGUCUGAAAAGAUAGUUGAUAAUAUCUUGAUACAGAACGAGGCAGCAUCAGAAGUAGAGGGCUCGAUUUUCAAAUACAGCCACAAUCAAUCUGCUGAGAAGAUUCUAGAAGCAGAAAAUAGUGGCGGGGAAGAAGAGAGCAAUACCAACAAUGCCGUGGAACCAGCUGACGUGGCAGCGAAAGGUUUUGCAACUACAGACCAAUCCGUUCUGAAAUCGUGUCUAUCUUCGGAAAUCCACUUCCCUAAAAAUAAAAGAAAACGAGGGGAGCGUAAAGCCGGUUCGGCCAACUGGAGCCGCCAGCGACCUGGCGAACCCGACAGCUAAUAAUUACUUCAAAAUAAAUAAAAGAAAAACGACGAAUUUUCUCAACGAAAAAAAAAAUAGUGCUGACAUGAGAAAGUCGUGGACUCAUAAGUUGUCGGUUUCUUCUUGUUGUUCUCGUUUUUGUCUGUUAAAGUUAUGGUACUUCACUCCUUCCUAUUUACUAUCCAGUAUCCACGCUUCGUUCGACACACACCCAUGUGGGCGUGUGUGUGUGUGUGAAAAAACGGAGAGUGGAUGGUUGGAGACUUGUAUUUGUCGUUUAUUGGCCUUGAAGAGCCGAGGCGUGGUUACGCCACCUGGACUUGUUUGUUGUUUUGUGUAAUUUCCAUUUCUUGGUGCUGUUUCUUGGACAUGUUAAAUUUGUAAUACAUGUGCACAAAGUUCAAACUA
This is a messenger RNA of Erythranthe guttata (spotted monkey flower), 2102 nucleotides long. RefSeq names its product elongation factor. The record is from RefSeq and is a predicted model, not a curated record. NCBI's taxonomy places the organism in Eukaryota, Viridiplantae, Streptophyta, Magnoliopsida, Lamiales, Phrymaceae.